AUGGAAGUCCUCAACCAGACUGAGGUCACGGAGUUCAUCAUGGUGGGCUUCCCAAACCUCCAGCGCUUCCACAAGCCCCUCUUCCUUUUGCUCCUCCUUGUCUACCUCUUCACCAUCUUCGGCAACCUGCUCAUUUUCACCAUCAUCCGCACCGACCCCAAGCUCCACACGCCCAUGUACUUUUUCAUCAGCAUCUUGUCCUUCUUGGAGAUCUGGUAUACAGCCACCACCAUCCCAAAGAUGCUCUCCAACCUGCUUAGGGAAAGGAAGAGCAUCUCCUUUGCCGGAUGCCUCCUGCAAACUUAUUUCUUCCACUCGCUGGGGGCCACUGAGUGCUACCUGCUCACAACAAUGGCGUAUGAUCGGUACAUCGCCAUAUGCAACCCUCUCCGCUACCCAUCCAUCAUGACAACCAAGCUGUGUGUUCAAAUGGCUGCUGGGUGCUGGAUCUGUGGCUUCAUGUGUCCUGUCACUGAAGUCAUCAAGCUCCCUUUCUGCGGCCCCAAUAAGAUUGAGCACAUCUUCUGUGACUUCCCACCAUUGCUCAGCUUGGCCUGCACUGACACCUCCAUCAACGUCUUGGUUGACUUUGCGGUCAACGCCUUCAUCAUCCUAGUGACCUUCCUGCUCAUCAUGGUCUCCUAUGUGAAGAUCAUCCAGUCCGUCCUGAAGAUCCAGGCGGCCGAGAGUCGUGAGAAGGCUUUUUCCACCUGCGCCUCCCACCUGACGGUUGUCUUGCUCUUUUUCGGAAGCAUCAUUUUUAUGUAUGUCAGGCUGAAGAAAAGCUAUUCUUUGGAAUAUGACAGAGCAUUCGCCGUGAUCUAUGCUGUCCUCACGCCAUUGGUCAACCCAAUCAUCUAUAGCUUGCGGAACCAAGAAAUCCUAAGAGCGAUAAAGAGGAGGAUCAGGAUGAAUAUGGCAGAGCUUCUGUCAUGA
Messenger RNA from Podarcis muralis (Common wall lizard), 936 nucleotides. RefSeq names its product olfactory receptor 6N2-like. The record is from RefSeq and is a predicted model, not a curated record. Gene Ontology annotation, biological process: G protein-coupled receptor signaling pathway. Gene Ontology annotation, molecular function: G protein-coupled receptor activity; olfactory receptor activity. Lineage: Eukaryota; Metazoa; Chordata; Lepidosauria; Squamata; Lacertidae. Gene Ontology annotation, cellular component: membrane.